CCGGCUUCAUUAUUUUUUAUUUCUUGCUGGUUCCACCGGUACUCUUUUUUUCGAGGCUGCUUCUCUUCUUCAAUGGAGAAACUGAGGAGAGUAGUGAAGGAGAUAGCCUACGUGCAAGACUACACUAAGCUCUCUACACUGCACCAAUCUUUAAUUCCCAUCCUCUCAUUAGCUUCCUCACUUUACAGAGUUGUUCUCUCUAUCCGCCACUAUCUCUACCACUUUGGCUUCUUCUCUAAGCACAGGUUGCCAGUGCCGGUGAUAAGUGUUGGCAACUUAACAUGGGGAGGAAAUGGGAAGACUCCAAUGGUUGAGUUCAUUUCUUCAUGGUUAGCUGAUUCUGGAAUUUCACCUCUCAUUCUUACUAGGGGUUAUGCUGGUGGAGAUGAAGCUAGGAUGCUUACUAGGCAUCUUCGUGGGAAAGCAGUAAAGAUUGGUGUUGGUGCAAAUCGAGCUGCUACUGCUGCUUGCUUCUUUAAGCGACAUGGUUAUGUAGAUCCUCGUGAUUAUUUAGUUGAGGGCAAAUGGCAUGAACAGAAAGAGGGAAGUCGGAUUAACUCAAGAAAAGUUGGUGUUGUGGUUUUGGAUGAUGGAAUGCAGCACUGGAGCCUGCAGCGUGACAUAGAGAUUGUCAUGGUUAAUGGACUAACACCAUGGGGAAAUCAUCAAAUACUUCCUCUUGGACCUUUAAGGGAACCUUUGAAAGCCCUCGGAAGAGCAGAUGUUGUUGUAAUUCAUCAUGCAAACCUGGUUUCGGAGCAUAAUCUCAGAGACAUCAAGUUAAUGAUCCGAGAAGUUGAAAACUCUCUUCGUAUUUUUUUCACUAGAAUGUCUCCCUCACACUUCUUUGAAGUAGGAAAUAUCAACACCAGAAUACCAUUGGAUAUCUUAUGCAAUGGUGUUGUGCUAUGUGUUUCUGCAAUUGGUUCUGCAAAUGCUUUUGUGCAGGGGAUAAAGAAGAUGGGAACAUUGUAUGUUGAUCGACUUGAUUUCAGUGAUCAUCACUCACUCCAAGACACGGAUAUUGAGAUAAUCAAAAUGAAACUCAAAGAGCUGGAGGAUAAGUUUGGCUCCAUGCCAGUUGUUGUCAUAACAGAGAAGGAUUAUGAUAGAGACCCUGAAAUUCUCAGGCAUUUGAGUCCUUAUAAAGCUAUGGCACUCUGCUCAGAAUUGCAAAUCAUUCCUUGUAGAGACAACGGGGAUGAUGAUUUCAAAAAGCUGUUGAAGGAGCUCGUGGAGAAUGCAGGGCAUGACACAACUACACGUGCUACUUAAAUUAUUCAGAAGGAAAUCCAUGAGGGGGUGCAUGCUUUUCCUAUAUUACAGUCCUUGAGUAAAAGAAACUCCAGUGGAUUCUAGCCAGGCUUCUCCUUGUAUCAGCUCUGCCACAGUGAAUUGCUUGGCCUCAUUUGGAUCAGUAAUGACAUGAUAUCCAGGCCGAUUCACUCUCUUGCUAACACCUGCACCUGGCUCUCUAUUUGAAGACUCGCCAUAAUACAAUGUUUUCAAUGCAAAAUCCUUGCUCUAUUCUGCCCAAACAGUACGAUUAAUAUGUCCCCCAAUAUAAGAUUGCAUAACUACAGUACGUAGGAACCUUUUCUGCCCCAAUUCAAGAUCAGGUUUUGGAAUAAUGAUACAGUUCUGGAUUGAGAUCCCAGUAUUUUGAUUUGGAUCAA
Populus nigra (black poplar) is the source of this 1676-nucleotide messenger RNA. Its product is annotated as probable tetraacyldisaccharide 4'-kinase, mitochondrial. Gene Ontology annotation, molecular function: lipid-A 4'-kinase activity; ATP binding. The record is from RefSeq and is a predicted model, not a curated record. Bases 73 to 1275 code for a protein of 400 amino acids. Gene Ontology annotation, biological process: lipid A biosynthetic process. NCBI's taxonomy places the organism in Eukaryota, Viridiplantae, Streptophyta, Magnoliopsida, Malpighiales, Salicaceae. The transcript has 9 exons.